AUGGGAGGAGAACUGUGGUUUGGGAUAGACGCCGAGAAUGAGACCCCGAUAGAAACAGAGAAAGGAAGCACGAACUCUGAGACACUAGUGGAUCCAACACUUGUGGACCCUACUGCGGUAGUAGGGUCGCUGAGGAGGCGUACACCACAGAUCAAGUUAACAGCAGAGCGGCUGGUUGGGGAGAGGGGCCUACCGUAUGUGAUGAAGCAUGCGCCAAAGGCGAUUCGCAUUUCGAAAAAGCGAAACGCUCACGAUAAUCUUUCACAUAUAAUCCAGUUUUAUCAGCUAUGGGCGCACGAUUUGUUUCCGAAGGCUAGAUUUGGCGAUUUCAUCAGACUGUGUCAUUCUUUGGGGAAGAGCGAUAAGAUGCUGCGGGAGUACAGAAAAAACCUGUACCGUCACGAGAUGCAUGGGGAGGAAUCUAUGCAGCCGUCGGAUGUACGAGCCGGUAAUGCAGAAGACUUGGAAGAAGAUGAUAUCUACACUGCGGCGUCGCAACAACCCGCUGAAGCACCCGAACGGUCCGUUGACGAGCCGCCCGCAUCUACCGAGCAGGACCAGAACCUGGAUACUCAAGAAAUGUUUGUGGAGGAUGAAGAUGCAAUGGAGGCGAUGCGGGAGCUCGGUUUCUGA
Molecule: messenger RNA, 633 nt
Organism: Torulaspora globosa
Lineage: Eukaryota; Fungi; Ascomycota; Saccharomycetes; Saccharomycetales; Saccharomycetaceae
Gene: CSM3
Product: Csm3p
Exons: 1
Coding region: 1-633 (210 amino acids)
Biological process (GO): replication fork arrest; DNA damage response; DNA replication checkpoint signaling
Cellular component (GO): nucleus; replication fork protection complex
Molecular function (GO): DNA binding
Source: RefSeq, a predicted model, not a curated record